Bufo gargarizans (Asiatic toad) is the source of this 1478-nucleotide messenger RNA. Its product is annotated as keratin, type II cytoskeletal cochleal-like. Lineage: Eukaryota; Metazoa; Chordata; Amphibia; Anura; Bufonidae. Gene Ontology annotation, molecular function: structural constituent of skin epidermis. The coding region runs from base 1 to 1452 and encodes 483 amino acids. Gene Ontology annotation, biological process: intermediate filament organization; keratinization. The record is from RefSeq and is a predicted model, not a curated record. The transcript has 8 exons. Gene Ontology annotation, cellular component: keratin filament.
AUGUCUUACCAAUCUGGACAUAGCAGCCAUGGAAUCAAGAGCUUCAGUUCAUCCUCAGCCUGCUUACCAUCUGUAAGCAAACAUAGCUCCAUUGGUUCCAUCACAUCUAAGAAGAUAUCAAUGGGCCACAAAAUCCACCCAUCGUUCAGCAGCAAAAGUGUCUACAGUGUUGCAUCUGGAGGACAUAAGAUUUCAACUGGAUUGAAGAGUGGACAUGCUUAUAGUUUGUCAGGAAUUGGACAUGGGUUGAGUGCUUCUGGCCAUGGAUUUGGUGGAUCAUUUUGUUCUCCUGGUAUCACCUCUGUUACUGUUAAUCAAAGUCUCCUGGCUCCUCUCAAUUUGGAGAUUGAUCCUAAUAUUCAGAAAGUCAGAAUUGAUGAAAAAGAUCAGAUUAAAGGUCUGAACAACAAAUUUGCUUCCUUCAUAGACAAGGUUAGAUUUUUGGAGCAACAAAAUAAGAUGCUAGAAACCAAAUGGUCUCUUCUGCAAGACAAAAAACCUGCAAAAAGCCACAUUGAACCUCUCUUUGAGGCAUACAUCAACAAUCUCCGGAAACAGCUUGAAAGUCUUGGAGGUGAAAGAGCUCGUUUGGAGGCAGAAAGAAGGAAUAUGGAAGAUGCAGUAGAGGAAUUCAAGAAAAAGUAUGAAGAAGAGAUCAACAGACGCACUGCGGCAGAGAAUGAAUUUGUUGGACUUAAGAGAGACGUUGAUGCUGCUUUCGUCAACAAAUCUGAACUACAAGCAAAGGUGGACUCACUAACUGAUGAGAUUAACUUCCUGCGUGCUCUCUUUGAUGCAGAGAUUGCUCAGCUCCAGGCUCAGAUCUCAGAUAUCUCUGUUAUUGUGUCUAUGGACAACAGCAGAGAUUUAGACAUGGACAGUAUCAUUGCUGAAGUUAAGGCUCAAUAUGAAGAGAUUGCAAACAAGAGCAGAGCUGAGGCUGAGGCCAUGUACCAGUCACGGUAUGAGGAGCUGCGCUCAACAGCCGGAAGACAUUGUGAUGACUUGAGAAACACUAAGCAUGAAAUUACUGAACUGACUCGUCUGAUCCACAGACUGAAGGGUGAAAUAGAAAGUGUGAAAGCACAGCGUGCUAAGCUGGAAGCUGCCAUCACAGAGGCUGAAGAACGUGGUGAAGCUGCUGUGAAAGAUGCCAAAGCUAAACUGGCUGAACUGGAGGCUGCUCUACAGAAGGCCAAGCAGGACAUGGCUCGCCAACUCAGAGAAUACCAGGAGCUGAUGAAUGUCAAACUGGCUCUAGAUAUUGAGAUUGCCACCUACAGGAAACUUUUGGAAGGGGAGGAAUGCAGACUUGUUGGUGAAGGCCAUGGGGCUGUUAGCAUCUCUGUGGUUAGCAGCUCCACUGGACAUAGCACAAGUGGCCAACAUCACCAUGUGGGAAGCUUCAGCUCCAGCAGUUUAUCCAAGGGGAAGUAUGGACAUCACUGUUAAGCCUCAGCUAUUUUAGAUAAUCUGCG